GGAGGUAUACAGAGCGCCAUGUUGACAGCAGAACACUUCCGGUUUGUUAGGAUAGAAACUUACAGUUCCAGUUUGUGUUCGACCUUUUUUACCAUCAGAUACACUUUGAUACCGAGACUGGACCGUAAACUGGACCCAUACCGGACUUACACCGGACCACCGGGUCUGAACCCUUUCUUCACAGCCGGACUCACACCGGACCACCGGGUCUGAACCCGUUCUUCACAGCCGGACUCACACCGGACCACCGGGUCUGAACCCUCAGCUCCGGGAUGCAGCACACCGACACCUUCCGCCGUCUGACCGAGCGGAUCCUGGAGGAGGCGGCUCAGUCCGCCGUGUCCGUCCUCCUGAAGGACCGGGAGCAGCAAGAAUGGGCAAAACGGGACGAGGGGCAGACGCACCAGGACCAGGACCCGGACCAGGAGCGGGCCCGACUCUCCACCGUCUUGAACGCCAUGAGCAGAGAAGCUGCCCGUCAGAUCUGCAGAGUGUUCAAAGAGCUUUACAGCAGCCUGCGGAGGGAUACAGUGGAACACCUGGAGUCUGAGCUCAAGGCCAAGACCAGCACGCAGUCUAAAACCAAACCUUCAGUUGGCCCCGCCCACUCCCUGGACAUCAAUCCACCAGGUGGCAACCCUGCUACACCUGCCGUCGCCAUGCUCAACUCAGCCAAGUCAAGUGGAAGCAGAGGAAAAUCUGAGGUACCUCUGGUCACCAUCAGCCAUCUUCUGAAAGGACCAAUCACAGGCCAGAGCUGUCCCGUCACUAAUGCUAAACCUGCAGCUGAUGCGCAUCGGAAUAAACAACCCUCCAUGACAUCACUUCCUGUAGCUAAUAAUCAGCCAAACAGAGAGACGUCAGGCCAAGAAGACACGCCAACCACAGAAGAAGAACUGGCUGAUGAUAAAACAAUGAAGACGGACUGUUUGGGAGAGACAUCACCUGAGAGACACCCAGGUGAGACAGCUUUGGAGGAGGAGCAGAGUGAGGAGCAGACGGGGCUGCAGAGUGAGGAGCAGACGGGGCUGCAGAGAGAGGAGCAGACGGGGCUGCAGAGUGAGGAGCAGACGGGGCUGCAGAGUGAGGAGCAGACGGGGCUGCAGAGUGAGGAGCAGACGGGGCUGCAGAGAGAGGAGCAGACGGGGCUGCAGAGAGAGGAGCAGACGGGGCUGCAGAGUGAGGAGCAGACGGGGCUGCAGAGAGAGGAGCAGACAGGGAUUGAGAUUGUGGAGGAGAUUGUGGAGGAGCAGCUGAAGGAGCAGCAGAGGAGGAGGAGGAGGGAGCUGUAUAAAGAGAAGAGGUUCUUCUGUGAGCUCUGUAACAAAGGUUUCCAUCAGAAUCACCAGCUGAGGAAACACGUUUCCAGUCAUGUCAAACCAUUCCCCUGCAGCUCCUGUGACAGAGGUUUCUUUAAAGCUUCAAGCUUGCAGCGCCACCUGCUGGUCCACCAGCUGAGUGAGGCCCGGGAGAGCGACCCCGACCGCCUGCUGCGCUGCGACCAGUGUGACAGGAAGUUCGAUCGACUGCGACAGCUCCGGGUCCAUCAGGCGUCUCACCGGCUGCAGAAAUCGCCUCUGAAGUGUAACGUGUGCGAGCGCAGCUUCAUGUCCGCCGGCUCCCUCAGGUACCACCAGGUGUCCCACGCCCAGGUGAAGCCCUUCACAUGUGGCGCCUGUGGGAAAGGCUUCACCAGGAAGAAGAGCCUCCAAGAGCACCAGACCAUCCACACCGGCGCCAGGCCGUACCGCUGCCCCACCUGCGGGAAGAACUUCUCCACAGCUGGAAACCUGCGCGUCCACCAGAGGUCGCACUCUGACGAGCGGCCGCACAAGUGCAGCGAGUGUGACAAAGCCUUCAAGUGUAAGAUGGGUCUGCUGCAGCACCGACUCGUCCACUCAGGAGAGAAACCCUUCAUGUGUCAGACCUGCGGCCUGAGCUUCAGCCUCAAGUACAACUUCCAGAGACACCUGCGUCUCCAUAACGGAGAGAAACCAUACAGGUGUGAUAAAUGUGGAGAGCGCUUCACGGGUACCUGGGCGUUGAAGACCCACAUGCAGGUGCACGGCGUGGAGAAGACGUUCAUGUGCGACCUCUGUGGGAAGACGUUUUUCUAUAACUGUCAGCUGCAGAAGCACCAGCGGCUUGUCCACUAUGAAAAGGUUCGAGAGCGUGCGGUGAGACGGAGGGCGGCCGUGGUGAAACCGUUCAGCUGUGACACCUGUCUGAAGACCUUCAGUACCGUGACGGUGCUGAAGACACACGAAAAGAGCCACGCUGAGAACAAAGAGUUCACCUGUGACACCUGCGGGAAGUCGUUCCACCUGCGACACCUGUACCUGUACCACAUGAGGCAGCACAGCGGCGACCGCCCGUACGUCUGCGGCGUCUGCCAGAAAGGCUUCUUGCUCAUGACGCAGCUGAAGCAGCACGAGCUCCUGCACACGGGAAUCAAACCGCACAGGUGUGACGAGUGUGGAAAAGAGUUCAGGACAUCUCAGAACUUCCACCGCCACCGCCUGGUCCACACCGGAGAGAAACCCUACGAGUGCACUGUGUGCAGCAAGAAGUUCAGGCAGUCCAACCAGCUCAAGUCUCACAUGCAGAUCCACACCGGGGUGAAGCUGUACACCUGCGAUGGCUGUGGGCGUGGCUUCUCUGACUCCCGCCAGAUGAAGAAACAUCGUUGUGGAGACGAGUGUGACAGGCUGGAGUCAGGCAGCAGACGCAGAAAACAGAAGAACCUUUUUCCGUGGUCGGAGACUUUCACAAAUGAAUAACAUGAUAACAUAAUCCUUCUGAUUCCCAGUCAGAUUAGUUUAGCAUAAAGACUGAAAACAGGCGCUAACUGUUAGCCUCGGUCUGUCCAAAGACCCAAAGUGCACCGAUCAGCUGGUUGGUUUCUUUCAGACAGAGGGUGUACUGUCCCUUUAAAAGAUCUCACAAUGUUUUUAAUAUGUAACGACAAAAAGUGAUAAACCCGACCUUAGUUUUGUAUACAUGUUGGUUUCUGAAUGACUGACUCACCUGCAGCAGGUUUUUGAGAUAUUCUCUUUAUUACUAGACAGAACAAAAAUAGUGCUUGAGAACACCUGAGAUCACCUGAGAUCACCUGAGACCACCUGAGAUCACCUGAGAUCAUCUGAGAACACCUGAGAUCACCUGAGAACACCUGAGAUCAUCUGAGAUCAUCUGAGAUCACCUGAGAACACCUGAGGUCAUCAGAGAUCAUCUGAGAACACCUGAGAUCAUCUGAGAUCACCUGAGAACACCUGAGAUCAUCAGAGAUCGAAUAAUGUGGUUAUUUCUGCCCCUGUUGAAAUCCAAAGUAAACAUUUUCCUCUGUUGAAAGUCCUCUUCCUGUUUUCUUUCACAAUAAAGGGCCCAGUUCACUCAAAA
Labrus bergylta (ballan wrasse) is the source of this 3399-nucleotide messenger RNA. The record is from RefSeq and is a predicted model, not a curated record. Lineage: Eukaryota; Metazoa; Chordata; Actinopteri; Labriformes; Labridae.